GUUUCUUCUGUAUUACAUUUCCUCUGUCAUUCUAAUCAUCCCCGAGUAUGGCUUCUCCAUCCUCGCCAUUGAAUUAUCUUCCCCAGCCUCCAUUUCCGUUCCCGUCUUCAUCUUUUUCACAUCAUCUAUAUUUGAUUCCCCUAUCGUUGAACAGUUUCAGAAUUCAAAGGUUGAAAAUCUCUUGUUCUGCCCGAACAGUGGAAAUUGGCACCCAGCAAAAUAUCCCCGGACCCAAGAAGAAAAAGAGAAAGCCCAGACCAAGCUUCCUUGACCAGGUUCAAGAAAAAUGGUCCCGGAAAACUACUCUUUUCGUUGAUAAACUCCCAUGGGAAGAGCAAAAAGCUGAAGAAUCUGAAGGAGAAGCGGAGGAGCUUAUUGAUGCAAUCGAAGAACUUGAAGAGGAAAAUGAGCCGCAUUCCAAUUUGAUUGUGUCUGAGUCUGUGAGAAGUGGAAAGAGCUCUGCGGUGGUUAUUGCUGGAAACGCAAUUUUACCUCCUUGGGUUCGUGGAAAUAAGCAGAGGAAGGGAACCCAGAUUGAUUAUGAAGAUAGAAGCUCAAUUAAAACCAUUCAAGAUACAGAAACGGGCAAUGCUUUCACUACUGUUACUCAGGAUGCUAAGGUUUUGGAAUUGGAGGAAAAAAUUGAUGUUGAUAAGGAAAUUGGAGGAUAUGGCUCCAAGGAUGAUGAUACCGCAAUUGGAUUAUCAGAGAAAGAUAAAGUUUUGUUCAAUGGGGAUGAUGAAGGGGACGAAAUUGAUGAAAGUAAUGAGGUGGAAAUUUUUCGGCAUUUACUGGACGAAAAGGAUUCAAUGGAUGCUAGUAGUUCUGUGCCGUUGCCGUGGGUGAGCGAGAGUGAUAAAAAUUCUGAUGAAGUUAGAAAGUUGAUAAACAGAAAUACCGAGAUGGCAGAGAAAAUGAUACCGGAGCCUGAAUUGAAAAGACUGAGGAAUGUGUCUUUGAGGAUGGUGGAAAGGAUAAAAGUUGGGGCAGCCGGUAUAACGCAGUCAUUGGUGGACUCUAUUCAUGAGAAAUGGAAGGUGGAUGAAGUGGUGAAGUUGAAAUUUGAAGGCCCUCCUGCAAUGAACAUGAAGAGGACACAUGAAACUCUAGAGAGUAGAACAGGAGGUUUGGUUAUUUGGAGAUCCGGCAGUUCAGUUGUGUUGUACAGAGGAAUGGCAUACAAACUUGAUUGUGUGAAAUCAUAUACUAUACAAGCUCAAGAAAAUGCAGAAGAAUUAGAAUCUUCGGUAGCUUUGUCUAACAAUGUUACCCGAAAUUUCCGGAUCAACAAUGGUCCUGGACUUGGUGAAACAUCCGGAAAUGAAUCUUCAAAGUACUUGAACCAACUAUCUGGAAAAGAACUCCGAAAUCUAACUGAGCUGAGCCAACUUUUGGAUGAACUCGGUCCAAGGUUUAGAGACUGGUCAGGGCCUGAGCCACUGCCUGUUGAUGCGGACUUGUUACCUGCUGUUGUUCGUGGGUACAAGCCUCCAUUUAGAGUUCUUCCUUUUGGGGUUAGACAGAAUUUACGUGACAAUGAAAUGACGUUUCUACGUAGGACUGCUAGAGGUUUACCUCCACAUUUUGCCCUCGGAAGAAAUAGAGAGCUGGAAGGGCUGGCUGCAGCCAUGGUAAAGUUAUGGGAGAAGAGUGCCAUAGCUAAGAUAGCCAUAAAACGUGGUGUAUUGAAUACUCGUAAUGAUAGAAUGGCAGAAGAACUCAAGGUGUUAACUGGGGGUACACUAGUGUCAAGAAACAAAGAAUACAUCGUUUUUUACAGGGGAAAUGAUUUCUUGACAACAAAUGUGACACAAGCACUGAUGGAAACUGAGAAAAGGAGCGGUUCACAACAUGACGAGGAAGAAAAAGCUCGUGAGAAAGCCCUGGUCCUGCUCAAUUCAAAUAUCAAAACUGCUAAAGGACCUUUAGUUGCAGGAACUUUGUCCGAAACACAGGCAGCAACCUCACGGUGGGCCAACCGGCCAAGCAAUGAAGAGCUGGAGAAAAUGAUGAGAGAAGCAGCUGUAGCAAGACAUGCUUCUUUGGUUAAAUUUCUUGAGAACAAGCUAGCCAUUGCAAAAGGGAAGAUAACAAAGGCUGAGCGGGCUCUCUUGAAAGUGCAGGAAAAUCUAAAACCUAACGAGUUACCUACUGAUUUGGAAACCAUAACAGAUGAAGAACGGUUUUUAUUCAGAAAAGUUGGUCUCAGCAUGAAACCUUAUUUGGAGUUAGGGAGGAGAGGGAUCUUUGAUGGUGUCAUAGAAAAUAUGCACCUGCAUUGGAGGUUCCGAGAGCUCGUAAAGAUAAUUGUGGAAAGGAAAAGCUUUCCUCUGGUCAAACACAUUGCUAUUUCUCUCGAGGCUGAGAGUGGUGGGGUUUUAGUAUCAGUGGAUAAAACCACGAAAGGAUAUGCCAUAAUUGUGUAUCGAGGGAAGAAUUAUGAUCGCCCUAGUAUAUGCAGGCCCAAAAAUCUUUUGACAAGAAGGCAAGCAUUAGCUCGUGCAAUUGAGCUUCAGAGACGUGAGGCACUUAAGCGUCACGUAUCAGAGUUGCAAGGAAAAAUUGCGGAUCUGAAGUCUGAGCUAGAACAUAUGAAAACUAUUAAGGAGAUUGAUGAGGAGACUUUAUCCUCUAGGGUGGAUUAUGCUUCAGAUGAUGACCAAGAUUUGCAAGAAGUAAGAGGCAUUAAGUUUUCUGAUAUCCCUUGAAUUGCUUUGUGUUGGUCAUGUUUGUGAAAAUCUGUGGAGGACUAGACAAGCCUGGCAGUUCUCGGCGUUAAUUUUAGUGGACUUGUUAAACAACUUGACUACUUCUUUGUGCGUUUCUUCAGCUGGCGCAAAAUUUAUUUACCCAAGUGUGAUGUCGGUGGUUCCUUUAGUUCUCAAUAGAGAGAGGGUGUGCAAUUCUAAUCUAGUUUCGCUCUUCUCCCUGCUUUCUUAUUGUAUUAAUCAUGUCACUUUAUCUGCUGUCACUUUAUCUGCUAGUUCAGAUCUUUAACUGUUUUUAUGUGGAAUGGAGUUGAUGGACUUAACAUCCGUUGCACCAUAUCAAACUGUUAAUUAUGUC
Messenger RNA from Oldenlandia corymbosa var. corymbosa, 3066 nucleotides. NCBI's taxonomy places the organism in Eukaryota, Viridiplantae, Streptophyta, Magnoliopsida, Gentianales, Rubiaceae. The record is from the annotation of a GenBank genome assembly.